Messenger RNA from Oncorhynchus kisutch (coho salmon), 3605 nucleotides. Its product is annotated as chloride channel CLIC-like protein 1. The record is from RefSeq and is a predicted model, not a curated record. The transcript is spliced from 9 exons. Gene Ontology annotation, cellular component: endoplasmic reticulum; membrane. Gene Ontology annotation, molecular function: chloride channel activity. The coding region runs from base 188 to 1573 and encodes 461 amino acids. Lineage: Eukaryota; Metazoa; Chordata; Actinopteri; Salmoniformes; Salmonidae.
GGCGGAGUGCACAUUUAAUUGUUGCGAACGCCAUUAUACCAACGAAGAAGAAUGUCGCCACAGCCAGUUAGACCACAGCUUGAAGUUAUUGUUGUGUUUGAGGCACGAGUUAUUAAAUGUAGCUUAGCUAGAGUAGCCUCCAAAUGUCGUAGUAGUAACGUUAGCUAGUCGUCUUAAAAGGAAGAAGAUGUCAACAAGUGCUGUCACGAUGUUAAUCAUCACUGCUGCUGUAUGCAGCCUGUUGCUCGUUGCUCAAGGACAGAUGGACGAUGAGGAAUGGAUUGAUCCCUAUGAUAUGUUGAACUACGACCCAAGCACAAAGACCAUGAGAAAGCCUGCUGAGGUUUCACAGCUGCCUUCAUGCAAUCUGGUGUUCAAGCAAUUCCUCACCAAGUUUCUAAAGGAGAUAAAUAAAUUUGGCCUGCCCAGUGAUUUCCAGAAUGAUCUCUACUACGACGCCAAAGUAAGACUGUCUCGGCAAGCAUUGGGUGAGAUCUGGAAGCUUCUGGAGGGAAUGGACACCUGUAGAAUGGGGGAUCUGGACGAUGCCCUCAGCCAGAUCCUGGUGGAUCUCAAACCACAUGAACUCGAGGCCUCGAGAUGGCACUUUGAGGACACCUUUGGUGUGGAGAUCGACACAGUCAUGAAGGUGUUUGUUUGUGUCUUAGUUAUAGUGGUCAUCGUCUGCAGCGAGCUGUGGUCUACAGUCUCCUGGUUUGUCCAGUUCAAGCGAAUCUUCACCAUCUGCUUUCUCAUCGGUCUGGUGUGGUUUUGCUUCCUCCUCCAAAAGAUUGACUUUGCCGUCGACGCGAAAUGCACCGGGAAAAUUGACUGGUGGAACUUAAAUGAUUGGUACAGAGGUGCCAUGACUCUCCAGGAAGGUCUCUGUAAGAUGUACAACAAAGUCCUCACCGUCAGCCCAAUCCUUCUCGUAUCCCAAGCUAAGAAGAACUUUGGCCAGAGGAUCAGCGAGUUGCUCGUAGCCAUCAAGGUCCUACCGGUCACCCGGGAUAUCCCUGUGCUCCUCUUCGUGCUUUCCAUCCUGGUGUUUAUGUACUGUAGCUGCCAGGCAGCCAUCAAGCACUGCAUUACGAGACUGCUGAGAAUCGGCAGGCCCAGGGACACCCCUCCUCCAGCCAUGGAUCAGCCCGAGCCCCAGUCCCAUCCUGGAGGUACAAACCAUGACCCACUGGCAGGGGGGGAGGCCCUUCAAUGCUCCCCUCCCAGAAACGUGGAGACCCUGAGGAACGACGACUGGCCGUUUAGCAACGCCCAGGAAGAGGUACAACAACCAGUUGUAGGUGGGGCCACAACUGCAGGCAAUGACUCACAAGAAGCUAAACCCUCUCUAGCUAAAGCCAAACCCAAUGAGAGGGAUGUGACGUCUGAAUCUAAGGUGGCUACUGACGGGGAGUCUAAGCAGCUGGCCGAGAGGCAGCCCUCACCAACUACACAGGGGAAUAAUACGCAGGAGAAGUCAUCAGAAGAGAAGAUGUCAUCUAUCUCAGGGCAGCAUGGUGAAACUGAUAGGGUGCCUGUACAAGAGACUGAACCAACGUCGCUAGCACUAUAGACUAUAUUCUUGUCAUUGACAGCAGUGCGAAAUCUCAAAUCCAUUGGAUGCCUUAAGCCAGUUAUGAAGAUGCAGUUUCUCAAGAUAAUGAAGAAUACUUUUUAUUUCAUUUUUUGAAAAUGUUUUUCAGUUUACAAUGUGUAGGCCAUAGUGAUUUUCUUUUUAUCUUUAAAAAAAAUAGCAGGUUGUUUACCUGUUUUACAUUCUCUUUUUGUUAGGGAAAGACCAGCCUUAAUAUUGUAUAGAUUCCAUCAAUGUAAUUGUCCAUCAUUUACAAUCCCCCAUAUUUUUUUGAUAUAUAUAUAUAUAUAUAUAUAUUUUUUUUUUAAACACACAGUACUGUUCAAAACACCAGUCUCAACAUCAACAGUGAAGAGGCAACUCAGAGAUGCUUGCCUUCUAGGCCGAGUUCCUUUGUCCAGUGUCUGUGUUCUUUUACCCAUCUUGAUCUUUUCUUUUUAUUGUCCAGUCUGAGAUAUGGCUUUUUCUUUGCAACUCUGCCUAGAAUUCCAGCAUCCCGUAGUCGCCUCUUCACUGUUGAUGUUGAGACUGGUAUUUUGCAGAUACUAUUUAAUGAAGCUGCCAGUUGAGUACUUGUGAGGCAUCUGUUUCAGCUUUCAGCUGUCCUAACAUAAUUGCAAAAGCCAUUUAAAAUUAUAAACUUGGAUUAGCUAUAAACUAUCAAAAUAGUCUCACACCAUGUUACCUCCCAGCAAUUUAAUGGGUUUUUACCAAUAUGGCAUAUCAAAUAUAGUAUGCUAUUGUUAUCAUAUAGAAACAAUGGAAUAGUGUACAUCAUAUCAGCGUCAACAUAUAUUAUUGUUAAAUUCAAUUUCACAUUUGUUUUUGUUACAUGUAAUCUUUUGGUUCAACCUUAAUAUAUAAUUAACAUCAACAGGGGGAACACAUUAGGAAUACGCUAAUAAGCUGUAAAUAAAAAAAAUCUAUUUAUAAGAUUUGUUCAUGGAGGAAAAUGUGUUCAUAAGAAGGGCCUGAGAUCUAAGUCAAUAUUCAGACCACUAGGGGUCAAUGUUUUUAGAUAGGAUAUCCAGUAACCCUCCCUUUGUAGUAGUAGGAUCUCGAUGUUACCUCCUCUCCUUGGUAGAGAAACAUGCUCAAUGCCUGUGUAUUUGAGGGAGGAGAUGGGAUGGUUAGCUUCAACAAAGUGAGCUGCUACUGGAUAGUCAAUGUUCUUACACCUGAUUUGAGCUGCGGUGUUCAGCUAUGUGUUGUUUUAAUUGUCUUUUCGUUUGUCCUACGUAGGCUUUUCCACAUGAACAGGUGAUGAGGUAGAUGACUCCCUUGGUCUUGCAUGAGAUGAUCCCCCUAACAGUUAUCUUUUGACCUGUAUGUGAGUGUCUGAAGAAAAAAGUUUUUAUUUAUUUAGUGUUAUUGCACUGUGCGCAUAGCAUCGUAUUGCGCUUUGUGUAUAAGUCUGUGUAAUGCAUCAUUCUUUGAUAAUCCACAAUUCCAUGUAGUUUAUUUUUCUCUCAUCAGUCUGCAUGGUGAAUUUGAGGUAUUCAGAGCUCUUGUUUAGUAGAGUUUGGAAUUCAUUUAGUUCCUGCUGACUUCCUUCCCAGAGCACAAUGACAUCUAUGUAUCUCUUCCAUAGAAGUAUUUUAGAAAGUAAGGGGUGUGUCUGUUUUAAAAAAGGAAUGCUUCUCCAAAUUGUCCCACAUACAGGUUUGCAUAGUUGGGGAAAAAGGGGAGCCCAUGGCUGCACCCUAAAUUUGAAGGGAAAAGUCUGACUGAAAGACAAAGUAGUUCUGGGAUAAUACCAGUUCAGUAAGAUGCAAUCAUUGGAUGGAGCAAGGAUAGAGUCUCUCUGCUGAAGGAAGUGUUGUAGCGCCCGCAAGCCUCCAGUGUGUGGGAUGUUAGUGUACAAGCUCUCCACAUCAAAAGUGGCCAGGAGGAUGCCCCCUGGAACUGAAACUUGAAUUAGCUAACACAAUGUGCCAUUGGGACACAGGAGUGAUGGUUGCUGAUAAGUGGAAUCUGUGUAGCUAUAAACUGCUCUUUUUUUUAAAUUUAA